AUGAAAGAAGAAAUGUCGCAAGAAACGAUGUACAGCGAAUGGUAUGCAAAGCUUCCGCUCCAAAUGAUAGACGUGAGCGAGUCAUUUGUCGGAAUUGGAAAGAUAGUGAUAAACGGGCACUCAUUAUACAGAUACAUCGAAGACAUAUACAAGAUUAGAAGCGAGUCUCUUCCCCUCAAGCUGAUAGACAGCGUGGCAGACAUGAUAGGGUAUGCGCUUCGGGUGUCGGGCUUCAAGGACUCCUACAUAGUUUUGUUCCGGGAGGAGGAGGAAACGCCGGAGCGCAGGGUGUGCACAAGAGAGGUUGCUGCGGUGCUGGAAAAAACCAGCUCUCUCAAGGUCAUGUGGUUCCACUCUUUGGAGGACAAAGAGUUUAAGCGCUUCAUAAAAGAAGAGCACAUAUGCCUGGGGGUGGGAUACCAGGAUCACAGGUCGCAGGUGUUCCUGAACACGAUUCUGGGGUUCUCUCUGUAUGCGGCUGUUCUGGAAAAGGGCACGUUUAGAGCCCCGAGAAUAUUCAUGUUUGUUAUAAGCCCUGUGAUGUACCUCUAUGGAGAGAAGUACGCCACCAGGGAGUACACGCCCAAGCACGUCGAGCUGGAAGAGGCGCAGCGUGCGGUGGAAAGCGUGGGGCAGAUUGUGAAGUCGCAUCUUGGGGAAGAGAGGUUUUCUGCACACCAGGCUGUGCUUUCGCAGGAGAGCCCGAUUUCUUUGUAUUCAAGAGAGAGUGCGCCUGUUGACAGAGGCCUGCUUGAGGAGAUAGGGAAGGCAAUCCAAAGCGCCGAGGUUUGCAGCUUGAGCAGCAUAAUUGACGGGCGUCUUUUCAGCCCGCAGCAGGCGCCAGAGAAGGGGAGCGCGCAAGGCAAGCCCGCAGAAAAGCUGCAGAGCAGAGCAAAGAAGACGGCGUUUAUCCCAACAGCGCUUUCCUCAGUAAAGUUCUACAACGAGGAGCAGGAGAGAAGCUUUCGCACGGAGCAGAUGUACAUUGAGAGUCUGAAAAAAAAUGCGCAGUCGCUCCACGAGGGAAAGCAUCUGCACAACCCAAUUGCGCUGGUGUCAGAAAAGGAGAAAAAGAAGAAGGAGGAAAAAACAAAGAUGGGGAAGAAGCAGCUGGAGAUAAUCGAGCAGAACCGAAAGCUGCGAGAGGCCGAGGCCAAGAAAAAGGACGUUGCGUUUUUGAGAAGCUUUUUGGCAAAGUAUGAGUCCUUCUCCGCGACGUACGAGAAGCGGAGGCACCUGGAGACGUUCCUGGCGCGGAUGCACUCGUCUUUCAUUUGCCGGAAGGUUCUUCUGCUGCGCAUUGAGUUCUACAGCGAGCUGUGGGGGCUGGAGAAGAGAAAAAAGCGGCCAAACGAGAAAGACCUUGUGUCUUUGUACAUGGACUGCAUGUCGUUUAUUGAAAAGUACAACCUGGAGGCCUCGGCGGAGGAGCUGCAGUAUGUGAUGCAGGCGCUUCUGGACCAGGGGUUCGGGUCAACUGUGCUGGAGAUGUGCGAGAAGCACGAAAUCAGCUAUGCGAACAAGCGGGACAGCGCAUGCACGCGGCUGUUUGGCAAAAGGGCCGCAGUGAGCAUAAGCUACGACCCUGCGACAACAAAGGACCCAAACGACUAUGAUAUUUCGUUCCUGAUGCGCGCGGCGGGAGACAAGCUGAAAAGGUCGCUGAACGCGUCGCCGGACGACAGGCUGCUCUUUGUGCCGGACGGGUGGCAGAAGGAACUUUUGGACAUUGUGGACGACCAGCAAAGCGCGGUGAUAUGCGCGCCGACGUCGUCGGGAAAGACGUUCAUAUGCUACUACGCCAUGGAGACUGUUCUGCGCGCAAGCAACGAAAAUGUGGUCAUCUUUGUGGCGCCAACAAAGGCGCUGGUCAACCAGGUCGCAGCAGACGUGUAUGCAAGGUUUGGGUCCAAGCCAUACAUCAAGCAGAACAGCAUUCUGCAGGGCAUCUGCAUGAGCGACUUCCAAAUAUCGCCGUUCAACUGCCAGAUCCUGAUCACCGUGCCGGACGUGCUUGAGAAAAUUCUCUGCAUGCCGCCAAGCAACCCGACGAAGAAGGGGCAGGCAUAUCUCAGCCGGCUGAGGUACAUUGUCAUUGACGAGGUGCACAAAAUAUCAGACAACAGGAUGGGGACGAGCAUGGAGAAAAUCAUCCACUUUAGCCCAUGCCCGCUGCUUCUGCUCAGCGCCACGCUGGGAAAUCUGAAAGAGUUCUACGGGUGGGUGAAUAGCGUGGUGACAAAGAAAAAGAACCAAAAGUGCUACUUGGUUGUGCACAGGGAGCGAUACUGCGAGAUCAAAAACUAUGUGUUUGUGCCCAAGCGCAUCAAAGUGCUGGAGACGUGCCACAAGUCGACCCGAGAGGCGGGGGAGCAGUCGAUUGCAGCCAUCCACUCGCUCUUUGCGUACUCGUUCAGAGGCAUAAAGGACGAAGGGUUCAGCGACGACGUGAACUUCCUGCCAGAGGAGCUUCUCAACCUGUACUUUGCCAUCUUUGCAGUGCUGCGGAAGGACCAGAGGAGCCUGAUCAAGGAGUACCGGCCCAAGCGGUUUUUCAAAACCAACUGCAUAACGAAGAGCGAUGUGAAGAACUACGAAAUGUAUGUCAUCAAGACGUUUAGAGAAAUGAUCAAGACGGGCGCGCUGGAGGCCGAGCAGGUCACGAAAAUAUACGAAGUGCUGAUCAGAGAGGCCAAGGAGGGCUUCCAAAAGAUCAGCAAAGACCUGAAGGAGUGGCUGCAGCUGCACACCGAGAAACAGCCCGCUCCCGGCCGGCUGCUGAUGCCAGAGGGAGGCCAUGCGGAUGCGCUUUCCCGGACAAGAGGCGCGCAGGCAGAAGCGCCGAUAGCAGAGAGGGUGCAGAGCAUGUCUGUGCAGGACGAGCAGAGGCCCGAGAUAUCGUCAGACAUCCUUCUGUACAACACGCAGUACCUGCUGGACAACAUUCUCGACCUUGUGGUGGAGCUGGAGGCUGCAGACAAGCUUCCGUGCAUUGUGUUCAACCUGGAAAGGACGGUGUGCAACGCCUUGGCCAUCCGGCUCACAGAGGAGCUUGACAAGUUUGAGAAGUGUGCGCCGCCUGCGCUGUCAAGGGCGGAUCUUCGAGAGAACGAAAAGGUCCUCAAGGAGAUGCGCAGAACGAGGGACGCGGCUGUGGGCACCGGCAAGGACGCGUGGAUAAGCGAGUCCAUUGCUGCAGAGGAAAUUUCAGGAAGAAAGAUAGACCCGAACCUGAAAGACCCCCGGUUCUGCUUCACAGACCCAACGAUAGCCUCGUCGGGGGCGUAUCUGCUGGACGAGUAUGCAAAGUCUCUGAGGAAAACAGGCAGGCUGGACCCGAAGCUCAUCCACGCGCUGUACCGAGGUAUAGGGGUGCACCACAGCGGAAUCCCCAAGAAGUACAGGAACAUGGUGGAGAUUCUUUUCCGAAUGAAGCAGCUGCGCGUGGUCUUUGCAACAGACACGCUUGCGCUGGGUAUCAACAUGCCGUGCAGAACCGCUGUCUUUGCAGGGGACUCCCUUUAUCUGGACUCGAUGAGCUUCAAGCAGAUGGCAGGAAGGGCAGGGCGAAGAGGAUACGACACACAGGGCAACGUUGUCUUUUUCGGAAUACCCAAGCAGAAGGUAAGAAGCCUUAUCACGUCGUAUCUGCCCAGAAUCAAGGGGGCGUACACGCACACAAACCUGUCUGCGGUGCAGGCUGCCCGGCCCACGGUGUGCAAGGAGGCCAUCGAUAGCAUGGUGAACAACCCGCUGAUGUCUCUUUCUUGGCCGUCCGUGGCCUUUGGAGAGGCUGCAGACACGGGCAUCCAGGAGUUCACGGAGCGGAUACUCGCAGUGCAGAAAAAACACCUUGUGGAAAAGAUGCUGCUGGCGCCCGAGGUCCUCGCAGACGCAGAAAAGGGGGUGCUUCAAAAGAAGAUUGAGCACACGUCCAGCCUCUGCGACAUGGGGCUGAACACCCUUUCCUACGGGUCGGAGUCGUUUGUCUUUAUGUCCUUGGUGAACGAAGGGUUCCUCGACAAAAUAUGCGAGGAAAACGCGGACAAGGAAGAGGUGUUUAGGAAGAUUGUUCUUUUGGUUGCCUCCAUCUUCGAGGUGAUUCCGCUCACCAGCCUUUCAACGCUCCCAGAGCUGCCAAGCCUGAGCCCCGAAAUACUUGCCAGGCUUGACGCGUACCAUCAAGAGUCUAUUCUCAUAAGCAGGCAGUUCCUGCGCAAGGAGGAGGCGGUGUGGCACGCCAUGCUUCCAGAGGACUCCUUCAUCAACCCCAUAGCGCAGUCGCUCUUUGUGCUGCCGUACUUGCACACAAAAAAGAACAGCUACAUUCUGAAAUACUUUAUCGACCAGAACGUGCGGCAAAUAUCAAAGGAAAACGGGAUCGGAGAGACCGAGCUUUGGCGCAGGCUGAAAAACGUAGAAGACGUUCUGGUGCAGCUGGACUCGUACUACAAGACAUACAGACCCACGUCGGCCUCUCUCCUGCACGUGUGCGGCACUCUGGCCGCAUUCCGAGAAAGAUUCGCCAAGAUGCACGCAUAG
Messenger RNA from Nematocida major, 4542 nucleotides. Its product is annotated as ATP-dependent RNA helicase DDX60. The transcript has a single exon. Gene Ontology annotation, molecular function: nucleic acid binding; ATP binding. Lineage: Eukaryota; Fungi; Microsporidia. The coding region runs from base 1 to 4542 and encodes 1513 amino acids. The record is from RefSeq and is a predicted model, not a curated record. Gene Ontology annotation, cellular component: cytoplasm.